Arabidopsis thaliana (thale cress) is the source of this 2314-nucleotide messenger RNA. RefSeq names its product bZIP domain class transcription factor (DUF630 and DUF632). The transcript is spliced from 4 exons. NCBI's taxonomy places the organism in Eukaryota, Viridiplantae, Streptophyta, Magnoliopsida, Brassicales, Brassicaceae. The record is from RefSeq and is marked reviewed. Bases 109 to 2220 code for a protein of 703 amino acids.
GGUGGUGAAAAAAUUAUCUUUAUGAAAAGACAAAAAAGUUUUUGAAAAAAGGAAAUUUUUUUCAAAAAAACAGACUGAGAGAGAGAGAGAGAGAGUGUGUUGUUGGCCAUGGGAUGCACGGCCUCCAAGCUCGACAGUGAGGAUGCUGUCCGUCGCUGCAAGGAGCGGCGCCGUCUUAUGAAGGACGCCGUCUACGCUCGUCACCAUCUCGCCGCCGCUCACUCUGACUACUGCCGCUCCCUUCGUCUCACUGGCUCUGCCCUCUCCUCCUUCGCCGCCGGCGAGCCCCUCUCCGUCUCCGAGAAUACUCCCGCUGUUUUUCUCCGCCCUUCCUCCAGUCAGGACGCGCCACGUGUCCCUUCUUCCCAUUCCCCAGAACCCCCUCCUCCGCCCAUCCGCAGCAAGCCUAAGCCUACUAGGCCUAGGAGGCUUCCACACAUUCUCUCCGACUCCUCUCCUUCUUCCUCUCCUGCCACCAGUUUCUAUCCCACUGCUCACCAGAACUCUACUUACUCUCGCUCUCCAUCUCAAGCUUCCUCUGUCUGGAACUGGGAGAAUUUCUACCCUCCCUCUCCCCCCGACUCCGAGUACUUCGAACGCAAAGCUCGCCAGAACCACAAGCACCGUCCUCCUUCCGACUACGACGCCGAAACUGAAAGAUCCGACCACGAUUACUGCCACUCACGGAGAGAUGCCGCCGAGGAAGUUCACUGCAGCGAGUGGGGCGACGACCACGACCGUUUCACUGCCACCUCUUCGUCCGACGGAGAUGGGGAGGUCGAAACUCACGUUUCCAGAUCCGGUAUUGAAGAAGAGCCUGUGAAACAACCACAUCAAGACCCAAAUGGCAAAGAGCACUCUGACCAUGUUACCACUUCUUCCGACUGCUACAAGACCAAAUUGGUGGUAAGGCACAAGAAUUUGAAGGAGAUCCUUGACGCCGUUCAAGACUACUUCGACAAGGCUGCCUCCGCUGGGGACCAGGUCUCCGCCAUGCUUGAGAUCGGCCGGGCUGAGCUCGACCGCAGCUUCAGCAAGCUGAGGAAGACGGUGUAUCAUUCAAGCAGUGUGUUCAGCAACUUGAGCGCAAGCUGGACCUCAAAACCCCCAUUGGCAGUCAAAUACAAGCUCGAUGCAUCUACCCUGAAUGAUGAACAAGGCGGCCUCAAGAGCCUCUGCUCCACUCUAGACCGACUCCUCGCUUGGGAAAAGAAGCUUUAUGAGGAUGUCAAGGCAAGAGAAGGAGUUAAGAUUGAGCACGAGAAGAAGCUGUCUGCGCUGCAGAGUCAGGAGUAUAAGGGAGGUGAUGAAUCCAAGCUAGACAAGACUAAAACUUCCAUAACCAGACUGCAAUCACUCAUCAUUGUUUCUUCAGAAGCUGUUUUAACCACGUCUAAUGCCAUUCUCCGCCUCCGGGACACUGACCUUGUCCCUCAGCUUGUUGAACUCUGCCACGGAUUAAUGUACAUGUGGAAGUCAAUGCACGAGUAUCACGAAAUCCAGAACAACAUCGUGCAACAAGUCCGUGGCCUGAUCAACCAAACAGAGAGAGGUGAGUCAACAUCAGAGGUACACCGGCAGGUGACGCGGGACCUAGAGUCAGCUGUGUCCUUGUGGCAUUCGAGCUUCUGUCGCAUCAUUAAAUUCCAGAGGGAGUUCAUAUGCUCUCUCCACGCAUGGUUCAAGCUGAGCCUGGUUCCCCUGAGCAACGGAGACCCAAAGAAACAGCGGCCAGACUCAUUUGCCUUGUGCGAGGAGUGGAAGCAGAGCCUGGAACGGGUGCCUGACACAGUGGCGUCAGAAGCCAUAAAGAGCUUUGUAAACGUGGUACAUGUGAUAUCAAUAAAGCAGGCGGAAGAGGUGAAGAUGAAGAAACGCACGGAGAGUGCAGGAAAGGAGCUGGAGAAGAAAGCAUCCUCACUGAGGAGCAUAGAGAGGAAGUACUACCAGGCAUACUCGACGGUUGGGAUAGGCCCUGGACCGGAGGUGUUGGACUCACGGGACCCGCUAUCUGAGAAGAAAUGUGAGCUGGCGGCAUGUCAGAGGCAGGUGGAGGAUGAGGUAAUGAGGCACGUGAAGGCUGUGGAGGUGACACGAGCUAUGACUCUCAACAAUCUACAAACCGGCCUGCCCAAUGUAUUCCAGGCCUUGACCAGCUUCUCAUCUCUCUUCACUGAAUCUCUCCAGACUGUCUGUUCUCGUUCCUACUCCAUCAACUGAUUAUGUCCAAGUUUCUCAUUUAUUUUUAAGCUCUCAUUACGUUGGUAUCAUGUAAAUUUGAGGAUUGAUUAAAUUGAGUCUUGUGGUUUUGUGA